Messenger RNA from Meloidogyne enterolobii, 1643 nucleotides. The record is from the annotation of a GenBank genome assembly. NCBI's taxonomy places the organism in Eukaryota, Metazoa, Nematoda, Chromadorea, Rhabditida, Meloidogynidae.
UACUUGGGCGGUGGGGGAUAUAAGGGCUUGUGGAAUCACAUGGUUUUGGCACUUUGCACAUCACGCAAAAAUAAUUUCGGUGCACAGCAGGGAUGAGCCGGGUUCCCCGAAAUCCGACCCGAGGAAUUUUCGAAAACCCGUCCCAUCACUGGUGCACAUUCUUACUCGGGAUCGGGGCAAUUUUUCCAGUCACAAUUUUAUUGUGUUCUAUUCAAAAUCCCUUUUAAAAAUUUUUUUUCAGGUCCCUUCCAAUUAAAAAAAUUUUUUUCUUCAAUUUUUAAUGGAAGAGGACAAUGCUAACGACAUAAUAAAAUGGUUAUUUAAAGACAAAACACAAGUUGACUGUAAAGGAAUUGUUGAAAUGAGUGGGGAUGGAGCGAGGAAGACGAAAUGGGAGGCAAGACUGAAAGGAAACUUGUUGGCUUUGGAAGCUGUUGAUUUUACGGCAGAGCCAAUUCUGUUUGUCUGCGAAAAACUUGAAUUUUGGCCUUCAAAUAAAUCACAAAAUGGAUUGAGUUUAAGACAAAACAGCAAAGAAUUUUUGAUGGAAUUUGUUGGGGGAGAUUGUGUGGAUAAAUGGGCAAUGCAGUUGGGCGUUUGCUCUCACAGAGUUACCCAGGCUGAAUAUGAACAAGCUCUUUUUUCUCAUUAUUCACACGAUGCUUCCAAAACUGGAUGUUCUCCUCCCUCCCCGUUCAGUUCUUUUCUUCUUUCUCAAUUAGCAAAGGAACAAACUUUCAAUCUUUUCCAGUCAGCAAACAUUCCAAAUAAAAAAGUUGUGUUAAAAGAAGCAAUGUACGAGACAAGACUUUCAUUUUUAAUUCCUCAAGAAAUGAUUAAAUUAUCGUUAAAAUGGACAAGUGAAAUGCGUGAUGAAUUACUGGACAAACUUUGGGGAAUUAAAAAUUCAACAAUGUUGGAUACUUUACAUAUGUUUGUUAGACAUUUGAAUUCUAAUAUUGAGAUUCACACACAGGCCUCAGAAUUUUUGGAAAAUUAUUUGGGACCUUCUUUCAGACCUUCAGUAGAAAAAUAUCGUCUCUCAUUUCUUCACGUUCCAACAAAUUUACAUGUACAAAUGUUUUAUAUAGACAGUAAAAAUGUUGGAAAUUUUGUAACUUCAGGAGCAUUAACAGCAAUGCCUUUGCGUUAUUCUAAUGGAGGGAUGUUUAAUUUAAGAAACAAAUUUCUAUCCAACUUAACACCCCAAGCAAUUGACCAAACAGAUGAAGGACGUUUUUAUAGACGAAAACAGACCUUAAUUAAAUUAAAAAGAAUGAUUGGAGAAUUAAGUAGAAGAAUUGAUAUUGAAUGGAAAAUAAAUGAAAAGGGGGUUAAUAGUGCUGAUAAAAUUGUUGUUGGAAUUUUUGCUGAGUCUAAACAGGUUUUUAAUUUUUUUGGAUAUGCUAGGAAUUUUUAAGGAGGUUGAGGGUGUUUUAAGAAAAUUUUUGGAAACAAAAAGUUUAAUGUUUUGGAAGUCCCAUUCCUUUUUCUUAAUUUUUCCUUGUCCAGUUUUUUUUUCUUUUUUCCUUCUCUCAUUUUUCCCUUAUUUUUCCUAUUUAAUUUUUACUCGUGUCAGUCCUAAAAAUUUUCGACGCAAAAAACAGGUCCGCAACUUUCAAGUCCCCAACUUUCAGGCCACG